Rattus norvegicus (Norway rat) is the source of this 2564-nucleotide messenger RNA. RefSeq lists its product as uncharacterized. NCBI's taxonomy places the organism in Eukaryota, Metazoa, Chordata, Mammalia, Rodentia, Muridae. The record is from RefSeq and is a predicted model, not a curated record.
CACAAUGGUUCCCCCCACCCCCAGGACCAAGUAGUUUAUCUUAUAUUUUCCAUUAAUCCUCUCUUAAUUUUCUUAAAGGCAAGGAAUUUAAUUUUAAUUUGUUCCACAGAAUUGAAAACAAAAAGUUAGGUAAUUUGCUUUAAAAUAUACAACAAAAAAAUUCUGUAGAAAUCCACACCAAAACUCAACUUGCACCUUUUUCAUCUGUGUCGUUAGUGUGUGUCAGGGUUAGAGGAUGAGAGGAGGAGAUGAGAAAGUUGAAAUUAGACUUCCGUUUCCAAGGGUGACGUAAGUAAUUAGGAUAAAUGUUUCCCCUGAAGACAGAGCUAGAAGAGGAUAUAUGAAGCUGUCUUUCAGGAAAGAGUGCACAGCGGCCACAUGGCCGUCAGCUCGGACCUGUACCACGUGGGCAUCAGCACGGACCGGUACCACGUGGGCAUCAGCACGGACUCGUACCACGUGGGCAUCAGCACGGACCCGUACCACGUGGGCAUCAGCACGGACCCGUACCACGUGGGCAUCAGCACGGACCCGUACCACGUGGGCAUCAGCACGGACCCGUACCACGUGGGCAUCAGCACGGACCCGUACCACGUGGGCAUCAGCACGGACCCGUGCCACGUGGGCAUCAGCACGGACCCGUACCACGUGGGCAUCAGCACGGACCCGUACCACGUGGGCAUCAGCACGGACCCGUACCACGUGGGCAUCAGCACGGACCCGUACCACGUGGGCAUCAGCACGGACCCGUACCACGUGGGCAUCAGCACGGACUGGUACCAUUUUUGUCUUGAGACAGUCAUCCUCAUCAGUGCUUUGGGAUGCAGGGAUCUAAAGUUAGCAUCCAGAGCCCACGCCAGCCGGGAUCCGACUGGAGUAAGAGAAGCUUUUCCACAGGAAAGGCACAACUCAAGGAAGACACAGAAAGCAGAUCUCUGCAUGACGGCAGCUCAACAAGUCAACUGAGGAAGGACAGAUUGUCAUUCAUUCAUCAGACCGGUGGGCCAAACAUCUGGAUGCUGAAAUGGACUGUCACUGAAGACAGGCGAUCGGGACUGCAGAUAGGAAGGAUCAUCUCAUCAACAGAUCCUCAUAAGGACGUUGGGGCUGUGAAGUUUGUGGAAUUGAUAAUUGCCUCCGUUGUAAAAGUUAAAUUGUAUACAAUUUUUAGCUUAGACAAAAAGGGGAAAUUGUUGCAGAAUGUUUGAUCACAUGGUGAAGUCGAGAUUGUGUUAUUUACUGAAAAAAACCUGUGUCUAGUUGUAGUGUGGCUUAGCCCUUAGCACACAGUUUCAAUCUCUCAGGCUGGCCUACAGAUGCACCCUUAGUACACACCUUUAAUUCCAAACAAUGAAAGUAGUUUGUAGAAGGAAGCAGCAAUGUUUGAAAGUGAUGUCUAAUUAGUGUGGCAGACAAGGUGACAAAUCACAGAAAGAUUUAACAGAAUAGGAUAUGCCCAACACAAGAAGAGAGAGGAAGGGGAAGCUACUUAAGAAAGCAGUGCAGAGAAAGAAAAAGAAGAGAAGUAGUUUUACUGGGAGGGUUUUACAGAGACAGAGUGAGGAGAGAACAAACUAGACACAGGGGAAGACAGAACAAGACAGGAUGAGCAGGAGCUAGAAGAUUAGAACAGAUUGUGAGAGUUAGUUUAAGGUCAAGCAGAGCAAUUCAGAAGAGGCCAAGGGAAAGAAGCCAGAUUAAAUCAGUCGAUCUGGAGAGGAGUUUCAGUCAGAACUCAAGCUCUGAGUUGAACCAGCCAGCCAGAGAUCAGAAAGAACAAGGAAGGCCCUGGGUUCGGUCCCCAGCUCUGAAAAAAAGAACCAAAAAAAAAAAAAAAAAAAAAAAAAAGAACAAGGAAGGGUAAGCUUAACUCAGCAAUAAGUGUCAGAGGCUGAAAACAGUCUAGGGGUAGAUAAGAUUGUACGGAGGGAGGCUGGAAGCUUCCAGGACUAGGCCUAGGCUAGCAGGCAGAGGCAGUAGGCCUCUGGGACAACAGUCACACUUCAUGUUCUUUGUUAGCAACUUCAUCAAGACAGGAUAGAAGUGAGAAGCCAACUCGAGGAGGACUUAAAGUUCUCAGUUGGCUGACAUGUUCUUUAAAGCCAUCAGGUUUUUGAAAAUGGCCCUGUGAUAGGGAGUUUCCGUAAUUCAUGAAUAUCCAUACAUUUUAUUUAUUGGUAAGAGGGUUUAGGGUUGUUUCUGUGUUUUGGUGGUUUGGGAGUUUGUUUGUUUUUGAGACAGGGUUUCUAUGUAGCUGUUGGCUGGCCUGGACCUCACUCUGUAGACCAGUCUGGCCUUAAACUCAGAGAUUCACCUGCUUCUGCCUCUAGAGUUCUGGAAUUAAAGGUGUGCACCACCAUGCCUGGCUGGUAGUAUGUUUUUAAAAUCUCAUUCUAGAUACAUUAGUGUUUGAUUUGUAAUUAUGAUUUCCACUCUCCAACUUGCUUUUUCUUUCUAAAUGGGGUCUUGAUAAGUAUGUUACUAACUUUUUAAUAUUUAUUUAUUAUAACUGUAGCUGUCUUAAUACACCCUAGAAGAGGGCAUCAGAUCCCAUUACAGAUGGU